Messenger RNA from Colossoma macropomum (tambaqui), 1427 nucleotides. RefSeq names its product tctex1 domain-containing protein 4-like. NCBI's taxonomy places the organism in Eukaryota, Metazoa, Chordata, Actinopteri, Characiformes, Serrasalmidae. Gene Ontology annotation, molecular function: dynein intermediate chain binding. Gene Ontology annotation, cellular component: cytoplasmic dynein complex; cytoplasm. The coding region runs from base 532 to 1164 and encodes 210 amino acids. The transcript has 5 exons. Gene Ontology annotation, biological process: microtubule-based movement. The record is from RefSeq and is a predicted model, not a curated record.
ACUGAGUUAUGCAGAAAUCAGUAUUAAUUUCUCUGUACUUUUUCAACUGCUGUAAACGAGCACUAAGUCAGUGUUUGCUGUCAGAAUGCAGUUUGAGCUACAAGAAUGCCAUCUAUUCAGGAGAGAGCCAGGAGAUUGAGUGAGUGGCCUACUUAUGAUAACACUGAAGAGCUGACUCAAAGCAGAGGGGGUUCCAAGCUCUGAUCACUCUGAAUGACUUGGCUGACUAAUAAACAUUUAAUAACUUUGUUCUCUGCCAAGCUGAGCCAUUUGAACAGCGACAAUGAACCUUCUCUGGAGUCGGAUGUGAUUGUGAGGCAGGUAGGAACAUGUUGGGCAGUUUGGAGGAGUGAACUGUACCUCACAAAUAUCAUUUAUAGGAGUGCAGCAGGGAAGGUUGCUGUGGAAAGAGCAACAGGAACCUUGUGUUCCAGACCAUGAAGAGAUGGUUAUUAGUAGAAGUAGCACUAGCUGACAGCUACAGACCCAGCUCCAUAGGCUGACUGUGUGGAAAAGUGCUGAGGAAGAAAGAUGGAGCAGAAAGGCAGCAUGAAGACCUUUGAGAAAGAACAAGAUGGGGGCAACCAGCAAAUAAAAGAGGUCAGCUGGGCAGCUUCUGUAACUGGGCGCAGGCUCUCACGGCCAAUCCAAAGGCCCAGUCAGACUCUGGACCGGACCUACAUCAGCCUGAAAGGCCUAGUGACCGCUCAGAUGUUCUCUAAAGGACUGAAGGAACGAGCUGCUGCAAAACUUGCCGCAAAAAGAGGAGUCUUAUCUUCCAUGAGAAAACCUGUGACCAUCAUCCACGAACAGGUGCCAGUGGGUUGUUCCCAGCCUGGUGAGCGCUUCCCGAACUCCAGAGCGUUCCAGCUGCUGCAGCAUUUCCUGAACACUCGUCUGGACAGAGUGACCUAUGACCCUUCCUCAGCAAGCCAGCUGGUCCAGGAGUUUAGUGAGGAGAUUCGGACGCUGGUCCACACUGUCUGCCCUGCGCGGUAUAAACUCGUGUGUAUGGUGGCUUUAGGACAGAAGACGGGCCACGAGGGGGUCACGCUGGCCAGUCGCUGCCUGUGGGACGUCCACUCUGACACAUGCGUCUCUUACACAUACCAGAGCCCCAAACUCUACUGUACAGUCAGCCUGUUUGCAGUGUAUUCUGAGUGAGAGCAGACAGCAAUACAGGAAAAUCUUCAGGGUCAGAGGUGUGUCUCAGAAACUCGUGUGGAGUAUUAAUUUUCUUGAGUUGAUCAAUUAAAAUGAAUCAGUUUAUCAUUCUCAUAAAGCCACUGUACAGUAUUUAAGUAACUAUACGGUUAAUGAAUGUAAAAUAACAAUGACUGUGAGAUUAAAGCGCAGACUGUCCAAAAACUUGAUCACCUAAAAAAAUUUUAAUACUGUGUAUCAAAUAUCAGUCCCACCAGGAUCUU